AAAAUAACGGGAAAAUAAAUACUUUGUAAGAUAUUACAUAUUUCAUGUCGCGAUUUUAUUCAAACUUAAUUAUUUUUUGAAUAUCUCACACACAAGAGUUAUAGAUUCUUUUGGUGAUUUAACUUUAAUAUUUUUAUACGCAUAAUGAUGAAGGAAAUCGAUUGUAAAAGAAAAUAUGUGGUAAAUAAAAAUGUGACAAAUAAAAAUAAAAAAGGAGUGACUUUAAAAUUUCAAAAAUCUCUAUUUGGAAUAAAACUGUACUGAUUACAGAAUGGUUUAUUAGGCGCGAUUGUCAUACGAUAAGCUGAUUUUUUGGUGAUAGCAUAGAUAUUUAAAUUGAGAUCCACAUUUUGCGUCCCCUUUUUUAGUGACAAAUUAAAUAUCAUGCAUAUACAUAUAAUAUAUUCUAUAUUAAUUAUAAACUUAUUUAAUUAAACAAUCUAUUUAUAAAAGAAUUGAUAAAAACCUUUUUUAUUGGAUCUUAAAAUCCACCCACAUAAAUGAUAUUUAUGAUGUAAAGUGAGUUACUAUCGCGAAAAUAAGCGAGCAUUUAUUUAUUACAAAUAAUAUAUAUAAAUUGUUUAUCCAUAGUUAUUCCGCCAUCUUUUGACGCCUCGUAUCAUCUUCUCUUCUUCUCUUUGUGUGUUUGUCAUUUGCUGCUCUUUUAUGGCAUUUACUUGCGAAAAAACACGGUUAAUUACGAUCUUAAUAACCAGAAUACAACCAUCACACGGUACUUUUUAUGGUACUCGCGAUGUUAAUAUACUUUAUUGCGAUGAUAGAACGCGAAAAUCACGGAGUUAUGAUCUCCUCGAGACUGGAAAAUCGUGUGAUCAAAUUCACGCAAUAGUAUUUAUCUCGUUAACAAACAGUAUAUACGCGCAUUUUAUAUGGCUGUUUAUUAUGUCUUAUUAUUAUAAUGUAAUAAAAUUGUUGAAAAUAGUCGUGUAUCCAACACGAAUUUUUUUAACAGGUAAUAAACAAAUAGAUAACAAUAAAUAAUAACGUCGAAUUUUACGCCGUUAUCUGAGAGCGCUGUUGUUUAUACGCGGUCACCUUGUUGUCAUUCUUACGGCGAGACUCGAGCAGGAAGAUAACAACGUGAGACGCGUAUCGUCGUAGUAUCUCUCGAACUACGGUCGUGACAAGUACGCGCGAUCACAUUCUCCAUUAUUAUAAUUAGUUAUAAGAGAUAGUAAAAUUGCCAUAUGUAUAAAGUGCGCGUGUAUUCGUUAACGAGAGCGAUAGCAUUGUGUGAAUUUCGGCCGCGUUGAUUUUUCUCUCGUCGCGGUGUAAAAUAAAAUGUGCAUCGUGUAUGAUUAACGUCGAAAGUAUUGGAAUGGAAAGUAUGAUAGUCGUAUUUUACGAUAGUCUUGUAAGUGCCAUGAAGAAGCAGCAAAGGGGAAACAAGAGAACAGGAGGAGACCCGAAGAGGCAUCAGAGAAGCAACUAUGGGUAUCAUCCCAUUACCCGGUCGCCGGUUUGAAGCAUGAAGGCUGACAGCGACGCGAAGUGAAUAGGCGGCCCACUCGUUCUCCUCACUUCCCCCUUUCGAAAUACGCACCUGCUAACAAACAGAAAACGAAGGCUGAACCCUCUGACUGUAUACAUAUAUAUUUAGGAAAAGGAAGAGAAAAAAAAGACCGCAACGGAUCACCGCCAAAAGUUAGUAGAAGUUUAGUCAAAGUGUGAGAGCGUGCGAACGAGAUAAAUAUAUAUAUACACAAUACACAUAUAUGUAUAUAGAAAGAGAAAACGAGGGAGAGAACGGGAGAAACACAAGAUACAUAUACAUAUAUAAAUAUAUAUAUAUCUAAAUAUAAGAGAAGGCGAUUCGUGAGUGUGCGUGUAAAUAAGAGCUAUUUUUCGUAUGAGAGCGAGAAAGACGCGCCCUGGCCGGAGAGAAGCGCGAAACGAUACGUUCGAGAAUAUCCUCGAACGAAGGAAGAUUUAAGGCGCUUCUCCUGAAGAAGAGGGCCGAGUCGUCGAGUGAAGGAAAGGAAGGAGAGGACGACGACGACGUGAUUUUGCAACGACGGAAGAGAGCGAAAGGAUACGUCGCGUCACGGUUGUUUGGACGUUGUUUCGAUGCUCUCCAAUCCGGAUCGCCGGUGUUUCUCCCCCCUACAGAGGAGUAGUCCCCCUCACGGAGACUGACCUGGCCGAUAUUGCGUAGGAAUCGCCGAGGAAGAGGCGAACGCGAAUAAUCUCGGGAAUAAAGCAAGGAGCGGAGAAAGAGAGAGAGAGAGAAAGGAGAAGAGGAGAGGAAAAAAAGAGAAGGAAAUAUAGAGAGCAGUUGUGUGUGCGGCAUCGAGAGAGGACCGGCUCCAUGUUGUGAGCGUCUGAGGACUGCCGAGGGCAGCAGCGAAAGGGCGGAGUAGGGUGCCACCGCCGUUAUGGAGUACGGUGGCGGGGGCGGUGGGGCACGCGGAGGUGUCCAGCCACCCUCCGCGGGGGCGAGGGGCAUCGCCGGAACCGACACUACCGACGCAGCGUGGCACAAACACGAACAAAUGAUGCUCAUGGAGUCCAGGCACAAGCAACAAUUGAGUGGGAGGACGGGGACCGGCGGUGCGCCCCUUUACGGGCGCCUGGUGGCCGAGGAGCCCAUGCCCUCCGCGGUAUGCGGUGGUGCCGGUGCCGCGGGUGGCGGGGCUGCCGGCGGGGUCCCGCAGGAGACCCCCUCGGACAUUCACGCCAUGCAGGCCAGGAUACCCCACAGGUUUCGCGAUCCAGCGACGGCGCCCCUCAGGAAACUCAGCGUCGACCUCAUCAAGACCUACAAACACAUCAACGAGGUUUACUAUGCGAAGAAGAAGAGGAGAGCACAGCAGAUGCAAGGAGAAGAUGGCUCGCAUAAAAAGGAGAGGAAACUCUACAACGAUGGCUGGGACGACGAUAAUCACGAUUAUAUUAUCAAGAAUGGGGAAAAGUUCCUCGAUCGAUACGAGAUCGAUUCAUUAAUAGGUAAAGGCAGUUUUGGCCAAGUAGUGAAAGCGUUUGACCACGAAGAGCAGACGCAAGUGGCAAUAAAAAUCAUCAAGAACAAGAAACCUUUUCUAAAUCAAGCGCAAAUCGAAGUUAGGUUAUUAGAAAUGAUGAACAGAGCAGAUACCGACAACAAGUAUUAUAUAGUUAAACUGAAGAGGCAUUUUAUGUGGCGGAAUCACUUAUGUCUAGUAUUCGAACUGCUGUCGUAUAAUCUGUAUGACCUACUUAGAAAUACGAAUUUCCGAGGAGUGUCAUUAAAUCUGACAAGAAAGUUUGCACAGCAACUGUGUACUGCCCUCUUGUUCCUGUCUACACCGGAAUUGAACAUCAUUCACUGUGAUCUGAAACCCGAAAACAUCCUUUUAUGCAAUCCCAAACGAAGUGCGAUAAAGAUAGUCGACUUUGGUAGUUCGUGUCAACUUGGACAAAGAAUAUACCAAUAUAUUCAGUCCAGGUUCUACAGAUCACCGGAAGUUCUAUUAGGAAUACCUUAUGACCUCGCGAUAGACAUGUGGAGUCUGGGAUGUAUUUUAGUAGAAAUGCACACGGGAGAACCUUUAUUUAGUGGGGCCAAUGAGGUCGAUCAAAUGAACAAAAUCGUAGAAGUACUAGGAAUGCAGCCGAAACAUAUAUUGGACUAAGCGCACAAGGCGCGGAAGUACUUUGACAAAGUCCCCACGGAUGGCUCGUACGUGCUGAAAAAGUCCAAGGACGGUAAAAAAUACAAACCUCCCGGCACGAGGCGCUUACAUGAUAUUCUAGGUGUUGAAAGCGGCGGCCCCGGGGGCAGGAGGAUAGGGGAGCCCGGUCACUCGAUGUCCGAUUAUCUCAAGUUCAAAGACCUAAUCGUACGGAUGUUGGACUUUGAUCCGAAGACGAGGGUAACGCCGUAUUACGCACUCCAACACAACUUCUUCAAGAGAACGGCCGAUGAGGGGACCAACACGAAUGUCGCUGCUGCCAAUAGCGCGAGCACGAGUCCGGCAGUGGUGUCGAUGAGCCAGGAUCAUGGACUGGUAACCUUGUCGGGACAGGGUGGCAGCGGCAGCAGCAGCAGCGGCGGCAGUCUGCAACAAAUGCAGGCGUCGAGUCUCCCUGGUGGCGGUUAUCAACCCAUGGACUGCGAGUCUUCGCCUCGUCACACGGGCGGUCGGCGUGCCAUAACAACGGGCUACCCAUCGACAUCGGCCGGGGCGCCCGCGUCAGCCCCGAUGACGACGUCCAUGCAAUCCAUGGACAGCUCCCUGAUACAGAGCUCCCUUGGAUCGUACAAUAGCCUAAUUCUUCCUAAUAUACCCCAUCUGCCCGCGAUGAUGACCUCGCCGAUGAUUCAGCAGCAGAACUUCUACAAUUACGGCUACUCGACCGCCGACGCGCAUGGGAUGGUCAGACAACCGUCGACGGUGUCGACCGGUAACCAGCGAGAUUCAGCGGAGAGAGAAGAUAGCCCGAUGGUCGGUGUCUGCGUCCAACAGAGCCCGGUCGCUAUUCACUGAGGUGGUAGAAGUGGACAAUACAGCUGAUUGAUUGAUUGUAGGCAAUUGCAAGAUCAGUGGAAGAGGAAGACGAUUUAGCUGAUUUAUUACCAGAUAGAGAUCGUGGCAUACUUCGAACGUUUGUCUACGAUAUGUUAUUGUCGUAGAUCAAGAAAGAGGCGAGAGAAGAAGAAAAGGAAAUGGCUUGUAAACAUUUUCAAACGUCGUUCUCCGAUGCUGCUUUCUCGAAGCACAGAGCCAAAAAAGAAAAAAACACAUCAGUGUUCGCGAUCAGCGAUUAACUUCGACAGUGAGAAUUCAACAAAUUUUUCGGACACACGUUGGUUUGGCUGAACAAUUUUCUGAAAAAUACAGACGAAAAAUUUCCCAGACGGAAAAAUCCACGAGACAUAAACGCAAGUCACAAAGCCCAAAUCUCUCUCUGAGAUUAAGAAAUCACAGAAGCGGAGAAGUUUACUUUAAGCUCGGCGGCGAUAACGACUGAGAAAACCAACGAGUAGAAAAGAGAACACGCGAGAGAAAGAAAAGAGAAGGGAAAACAUGGGAGAGGUAAACCUCUAUUUCUGUUACGUUGCUGUAUUUUCGUAUCUUUUAUUGAGCUGACUGGCCCUACAUUGAGCGUGGAUAUUACUACGUGUCUAACACGGAUGAUUGACGAAAGCUUCGAGCACGGACAGACGGUAAUGGUCUAGUGAGGAUGAACCCAGCUGGCCUCUCGGGUCCUGCCCGAUUUCCACGAACACUCUGAGCAGUUUUAGAGAAAACAACUCUGAGCGGGAAAACUUUCGGCAAUCAAACUGUGUGGCCUAGAGAGCGAAAAAGUGAUAAUUACUAUUAUUACUGCGUAAAAGAAAAAAAGAAGGAAAAGUAAGAAUUACCAAUGUAAGCAUGUACUCCAAUAGAGUUUUAUACACGAUGUCACGGAUGUAAACGGUUUAGCAAGUACUUGCGAGCAAACAGUCGCGUCGACUAGUUAUUUGUAUAAUACACUUAGAAUGAAUGAUAAGAGUGCAGCUUUAGGGUUUAGCUUUUAAGUGUGAGGAGAUAACAUAUACAUCCACCCAUCUACUCAUCCACAUACAACACACACACACACACACACACACACACACACACACACACGACAAUGUAAACUCGACCAUUUUAUUUACUUUAAUGAAAACACAAGAAUGCAAGUUGCGAACGUCAGUUUGUUGUUGAGCAAGGACUUUAAACAAACGGAGUUCGCGCGGCUUAACAACAAUACAUAUUUAUACAUAAAGAAAAAAAACAGUAAUAAGAAAGUUAAAAAACAGCAUACACGUAAGAUCGAUCAAGAAUGGAAUAUAAUCAUACGAGGAAUCUAGAUAUUUUAUAAUAAACAAUACGCGCGUAUACUCUCACAUGCAUACGUUUCCAACGCCAAUCGUCAUUGAUUUUUGCCGUUUUGCUCCGAUGGUUGCUUAUGCCAUUUGCAUCGAUCAUUAUUAUAGGCCUUUUAUUGUGUACGCAAGAUUUGAUUUUUAUUCGGCCAUAAAUGGUUUUUAAUCUUGGUUAAAUUGUGUGAUCUCUUUCGAUUAUUUAUGUCGAUGUAUUGUAAAAUUAGAUGACGAACAAAGGUAGAAGCCAAUAAUUUAUUUCUUAUUGUCAACGCGUAAUCAUGCGUUUCGUUGUGAAACUACCAAUUGUAAAAGUGUAGUAUAGUACCUGAAGGCAGACCAUUAAAAUGCAACCAUAAUAAAUCCCUCUAUACAGCCCAGAUGUGUUAUGAAAGAAAAAGAAGAGAAUAAAAAAUACGACACUUUUAAUAGAAACUAUAAUAAUAUACGCUGUAAAGAAAAAGAAAUCUUAAAGAAUUAUGCAUGUUGCUUUUUUCGUAAUCACGAUAGCAAAAAAAAAGUGGAAAUACUUAAAUCUGUUUACGAAAUAUAUUUUAUAUAAUUGCGGCUUUUUAUACUUCCAUACAUAUACGAAAGAAAAAAAAAAUGCUCCACGGAGACCUAAGAUUUAGAUAAUAAUUUAUCUGUAUGCCAUUUAUUAUAUUAUACAUAGGACAAACGCGUGAUCAUUUUGUUGACGGAUCGUAUCGAUUUACUGUGUAGCUACUUUAGAACAUUCUAGGACUUUAAUUGCUUUAUGAGAGGUCUCUCGUAAAAAUAAAGCUGCAUGUAUAAUUCCUAAUCCGUCAUCUUCAACGUUUUAAUUGCUAUAUCUUUUUCUUUUUUUGUACACAAAUUUCAAUGCGUAGAUAGCGGCGGCUUAAAUAAGCACCGUAUUUCGUCUGCAUGACCGCGACUGUUGUCAGAAGAGCUUGGCUAAAAAAAAAAAAAGAAAAGAAAAAGAAAAAGGUAUUAGACGACCAAGAGAAUUCUUACAAUGUAUUUUCUGGAAAAGUAAUAAUGAGAGUCUCACUGUGAAGUUUAGAUUUGAAUUUUUCUUGUAUUAGUUGUAAAUAUAUAUAUGAGAGAGAAAUAUAAAAUACUUUUUCGAGUAGAGCUGAGAAAAGUCUAACGUUUCACAAGCCAUUCGAUCUGCUAAGAAUCAUUUUCUUCAUGCGGCCUUUCGAAUGAUUUGUAUAUUUUUAUACACCUGCAACACAGAAACAUUUGCGGAUACGUUUAAACAAGAUACACGCGCGCGCGAAACGUUCUAUAUUGCAACUCAGAUGUUGAGGUUUGUUAUACUCGAAUUUAUACUAAGUUACCGAGCGAAAACAAAUUUUCUAACAGUAUCUAAUAAUGUAAAUCUUCGACGGACAAAUAGAAAAUACGAUGCCCUACAAACCUAUAUCAUAAAUGUUUUUAUAUCGCAUUGAGAUUUACGGCAAUCAGUGCUUAAGAUACAUUAAAAAUUCAGAGUCGUAAUGAGUCUGUGUUGUGAUUAGAUAGCUCGAAAGCAAUGCUUAAAAAAAGAAUAGAGAGAUUCACUGUGACAUAAUAAAUAUGCUUAAACAAGAGGAAAAGCUCCACAAAAAUUAUCCGAAACCUGAAACACAGAACAUGUCGCGCACCUUAUCUCAAUAAUCUUUUUGAUAAUUUCAGCAGUUGAAAAAAAAAAAUACAGGAUAAUAUGAUUUAUUAGGAUGUAGAGAGAGAGAGAGGGAGAGACAGAGAGAGAGAGAGAGAGAGAGAGCGAAAUUAAUCGGGCGGAACGCUCGGAUUUUCUAUGACAAGUUUUAAGCGUUCCUCGCGAAAGAAUAUCCUGUUGAACGGCAAAAAUCAGUACGCUCUAUAAGUAUAGAUAAUGUUGCGUGUAUUAUAUCACAACGCACGAGCCCUCUUCCGAAUUCCGAUUGUUACAAAACCUGAUGCUGUGCUCACCAGUUUCAAAAACAAACACGGUGUUCAUAACAUUAUUCGCGCAGAGAAUCGAACGCGAUCGUAUUUUCGGAGCUAAUUAUUUUUUAUCAUAAAAGAGAAAGAGAGAGAGAGAGAGAUCUCUCUUGAAUCUCGUUCGCCGGUGACUUUGCUUUGCGACAGGAUAUCUACCUGUAAGAUAAUCCUUCUACAUCGGAUAGUUCGUAUAUAUAUAUACACAAGAGCGAUAUAUCGCUCGAUACCGGUCUCUUUUCUUCAGCCGGAUCAAGGACAUGCACAAUUUCUACGAUGGACUACUGGGCACAGCGUCACGUUUAGUAAAUACAUAGCUCUUGUAUGCUCUGGAUAAUUGUUGAUUUUAAUUGAAAAUAAUUAUUGUUUUCUUUUUUUUUACACACCUGUAUAGAGAAGCAAAGUGAUCGAUUAGGUAUAACGAUGCGAGACUUUUAGCGCGAUUAAACGACCGCCGUCAUCCGGACGGAUAAAUUUAGGGACAAUUUUUUUUGCAUAGUGCGCGAAGAGAAAGGCCACGGUAGGUACGAUUCUCGGAGAAUAUUUCGAACGAAAACAAGUUAGGAGGAUUUGUAAAAUAUCGAAGCGUGAAAACGAGCGUGCCGAACGUGGCUAUGCGCAUAAUAAAGGACCUUUAUUUGCCACGCGAUGAAAUGCGUUUUAAACGUAUGUUUAGUAGUCUCCAAAUAUGGGAAAGAAAGGGCCCGCAAUGAGCAGAACGAAAAAAAACUUUCCUUAGGAUUUCUUUUGCUUUUUCCGAUAUAUGCGCAUCUUAUUUUUCGAGAAUCACCAUUUCUUGGAAUCUGUUCACUCAACAACUGUCGCAAAAAUGCAAAGUAUUUAAGCCAAUUAGCAGACAGCAGAGAUGUAUACAUUUAAUAACGUAAGAGCUAGCCGCGAUUCAUGUUCCAAAUGAUUCAUUUCGCUGCAUUUCAAGUAUACACAUACAUACACAUAUAUAAUUUUUUUUGUACGUGGAAGAAACCGUUAAGAUCAGAAUGAUAACGAAAGAAAGAAACGGUAGAUAUCAUGUUUUUAAUGGUAUAUAAUAUGUUUUAAUUAUAUGUAUCUUAUAUAUAUAGUCCAGACAUGUGUAUGCGAUACAUAUUUUUGCAUAUGCUAUGUGUUGAUUGUUUGCAUAAUUUUUUAAUAUUUGUCAUGAAAUUUUUUGACGGAUUUUCUUUACCAUCUGCUGCCCGAUGUAACUUUUUCAAAUCUCAUUUUCCUUAUACAUUUCUCUUUGCGUUCGUCGAUUAUAAUUAUAAAUAUAAAAAUCCAUUUCUUAUAUAUAUAUAUAUAUAUAUAUAUAUAUAUAGGGUGGCCCAGAGCUACCGCACCACCUGCUAAUAGCAGAUUCGUGACAUUAUUUUAAGAUAAUUUUUCCUCAGCAAAAAUGUCAAGGCAUCAAUAAUUUUCGUGUUAUAAGCGACUAAAAAAGAAGAGCUUUUUGCAAACUAAACUUUAUAGAGAGUUAAAACUACAUUUUUUAGUUAAUUUUAGAUAGAGUUUACUUUAAUAAAGAGAGAGAAAGAGAGAGAGAGAGAGAAUUUCAAUUUAAGGCUUAGUUACAGAAAUAUAUGACGGAAAAAAUUGGAAACUUGCAAAAAAUGAUGACUUCUCUCGACAUUUUCGCUGAGGAAAAAUCAUCUUUAAAUAAUCUCAAGAAUCUGUUAUUAGUUGGUGAUGUGAUAGGUCUGGGACACCCUACACACACACACACACACGUUAUACAUGGUCCUGUGUUUUUAUCAAAUAAUAUAUACAAAUUUAUUUUUCUUAUCUUCUCUAUUCAUGUACAAGAUGCGUUCGAAAUUGCGGUACAACAGCCGAUUGUGAACCACAUUUUUACACACAGCUAGUAUAUUAAAUAAUUUUUUACAAUUACAACGAAUAAAUUGGGCAAUAGACUGGUUCGCUUCUUAAUUUCCGAUCGUGCUACGUAACAUAUUUGUUAAUUAUCACGAAUCGGUGUCUAUCGGUGUCUACACCUAAAUCUUUUUUCUGUAUGCAUUAUUUUGUUUUUUCGACAAUUUCAUGUUUUAAUGUAAAAUUUCAUAUUUAUAAUAUAUCUAAUGCGAUAUAUAUAUAUGUAUAUGUAUGUAUGUAUGUAUGAAUGUGUGUGUAUGUACGAGCGGCUUUGUAAAAGUCUGUUUGUAAAGCUCAUGCUCGCGAAUUUUAAUUCCGGGAUCAUUGGAACAUGUCGCCACGGCGGGGAAGUAAAGUAACUUAAGUUUCCUAACGUCAUGUGUAAAAGCAUUGUGUUCAGAAACAAAUAUAACUAUAAUAUGACUGAUGCGCCUGAGAGGCGAUGUGCGAGCGUCCUUUGAGAAUUAAGUAUGAGAGAGGUAAUGUGAUGUCUUGAUGAUGUCUCGUUUGGCGCAAUGGUAUGCACCAUAAUCGGGACAAAAAAAAAGAAUAUAAGAAAUGAACGCAGAGAGCGAGGGAAAAAUAUGUAUAUGUGGAUGCAUAUGUAUGUUUGUAUGUGUGUGUGUGAGAAAGAGAGAGAGAAAGAGAGGAGGAAACAAAAAACCGAUUUAUUAAAAUGAAGAAAAAAUAAUUAACAAAAACUCUAUACCGGAUGAAGGAAAAUGAACUUGUAUCUAACGUGUAUACAUUGUCAUAACAUUAUUAUGAUGAUUAUUAUAAUUAUUAUUAUACAUAUAAUAAUGUAAUUGAAAAUUUGAAACGAUAUUACAUAAGGUUAAUAAUAAACAAAAGCAUCUU
Molecule: messenger RNA, 10519 nt
Organism: Formica exsecta
Lineage: Eukaryota; Metazoa; Arthropoda; Insecta; Hymenoptera; Formicidae
Gene: mnb
Product: serine/threonine-protein kinase minibrain
Exons: 9
Biological process (GO): positive regulation of DNA-templated transcription; protein autophosphorylation; peptidyl-threonine phosphorylation
Cellular component (GO): nucleus
Molecular function (GO): protein serine/threonine/tyrosine kinase activity; ATP binding; transcription coactivator activity
Source: RefSeq, a predicted model, not a curated record